This is a messenger RNA of Panicum virgatum (switchgrass), 1503 nucleotides long. Its product is annotated as 3beta-hydroxysteroid-dehydrogenase/decarboxylase-like. Gene Ontology annotation, molecular function: 3-beta-hydroxy-Delta5-steroid dehydrogenase (NAD+) activity. The record is from RefSeq and is a predicted model, not a curated record. NCBI's taxonomy places the organism in Eukaryota, Viridiplantae, Streptophyta, Magnoliopsida, Poales, Poaceae. Gene Ontology annotation, biological process: steroid biosynthetic process. The transcript is spliced from 9 exons. Bases 89 to 1183 code for a protein of 364 amino acids.
GCUAAGCACCGGACACAGACAAAUCAUAGUAUAACCUUAAUUAGCUUGUGCGCACUACACAAGCCACGUAUAUACUGUACCUCUCUAGAUGGAGUCGCAGCGAGAUGAUGUGGCGAUGAGGUGGUGCGUGGUGACCGGCGGCCGGGGGUUCAUGGCGAGGCACCUGGUGGCCGCGUUGCUCCGCUCCGGCGAGUGGCGCGUGCGGGUCACCGACCUCGCCCCCACCAUCGUGCUUGGCCCCGGCGAGAAUGAGGGCCUCCUCGGUGAUGCCCUGCGUGAUGGCCGUGCCGUCUAUGCCUCGGUUGAUGUUUGCAACUUGGAUCAAGUUAUCAAAGCUUUUGAUGGGGUAGAUGUUGUAUUCCACACUGUUGCUGCAGAUCCUAGCAAGAACAACUUGCAACUUCAUUACAAGGUCAACGUGGAGGGUACAAAGAGCGUAAUUGAUGCAUGUAAGAUCUGCAAGGUGAAAAGGCUUAUACACACCAGUUCUAGUGCUGUUGUGUUCGACGGAGUUCAUGAACUUUUGAACGUGAAUGAAUCAUUGCCAUACCCAGAUAAGUUUCCCGAUGCAUAUGCACAAACAAAGGCAGAAGCAGAGAAGUUAGUUAUGAAGGCCAAUGGAACCAAUGACCUUCUAACAUGUUGCAUACGUCCUAGUAGCAUUUUUGGGCCUGGUGAUUUGAUUUUACCAACUCUGGAUCGAUAUGGACGAACACAAUUUACUAUUGGCGAUGGGAAGAAUUAUGAUGAUUUCGUAUAUGUUGAAAAUGUGGUACAUUCUCAUAUAUGUGCUGAAAGGAUUCUUUCUACCGUGGAGGGUGCAAAACGAAGUGGAGGGAAAGCCUACUUUAUAACUAAUAUGGAGCCAAUGAAUAUGUGGGACUUCAUACACAUGGUUCAGGGAGAACUUGGACACAAAAGAUUAUUCAAGAUGAGACUACCAGUGCUUAUCAUCAAGCCCAUAAGCUAUUUGGUAGAGUGGGGGUGUAAGGUUCUCAGCUAUGGAAUGUUUCAGCCUCAGAUUCUUACACCAGCAAGGAUUAAAUAUGUGACACUCAAUAGAACAUUUAGUUGUAACAAAGCUAUUGAAGAACUAGGCUACAAACCUACUGUGACGAUCAUGGAUGGUCUAAGGACAACAGUCAAAUCAUACAUUCAAUUGCAAAAUAAAGAUUUUUCUUAGAAAGAGGAAAAGGUUUUCAUGCAUGGAUUCGGCGACGACAUGGUGUGUUUAUUGUUGCAUAUAUAGAAUUGCACUUCCGGAGUGAUGAUACGAGUCAAAGUUAUAUUGAUGAUGUCUCCAUAUAUAAAAUAUUAAUCUCAUAAAUCUCUUGAGGUAUGCAGAGAUACAAUAUGAUUAUUGUAAUUUUUGUAAGGAUCACUCCGUAACAAUCAGUCAUGUACUUAAGUUAUGCUACCUACAAUAAAAAAUAUACAUUAUAUUUGUAAUAUUUCUAUAACAUUUUGGCUAAAAUAUAUAAAAAGUAACAUCAAUUCAACUUU